GACAGUAGAGAGUCCUUUUAAUCAUCAAAUAAGUGUCUAAAAGAUAUAGAAAAAAAAUACGAUCAAAACAGACUUGAAAUUUUGACUCGGGUGCAUUCAAUUAGAAGCUCAUACAUGAAACAAUCGAAUUGCUAAUGGACACGUAUUCUUCGCAACAUUGCAAAACAGAAUAUUACUCAUUUAUUUAUUUUACUGCGUUGAUUACAGCAAAAAAGUCGAAGUAAACCAUCGCGUAUUCAACCGGCAUCCACUUAUUGAUUUCACUAAGUAGUUCAAUAAAUAAUUUCAACAAUAGAAUUUCAAUAUUUAUUUAAAAAUUUGAAUACUCUAAAAUAAUCAUAAUGAAGUGGAUAUGGGGAAUGGGGGAGACAAUUUUGUGCUUUUUAUUUGUGAGUGCAGUCGAAAGCCACCUCAGCAAAUUCAUAGAUUCUUCGACGUCAGCACUAAACGAUCAUCCAAUUUCACAAAAUCAUACGAGAAAAUUACUGGAAUUGUGUUUUUCCGAUCGAAUGAACCCAGUGGUCAUAACUAAAAAUUUGGUUAAAGUGUUUCACGGAAUCAGAGACAAUAAGGAAGCAAAUAUUUCUUUUAUCAUAAUAGAUGAAAAUUUGAGCUGGAGGUACUGGCAUGAUCGGAACUUAAUUGUGUAUCCAUCUUAUUCCACUGUCAUUCUGUCAAGCGAUUCUAUCAAAAGCGAGUGCUUCGUUUUAUCGCCCAAGUUAUCUAAGUGUUACUCAAAUGAAAUCUCUAACAUCAAAGAACAUUUAAACUAUGUGAAUUACGGGAGUACCAGGACGACGUUCUUGGUUUCCGGGAACCAGUGCGACGAUGCAUCGAAAGCGUUGGGAUGGCUCUGGGGAAAAGAAAUUUCUACAUCAUUUUUCUUAUGCCCCAACGAAUUUAACAACAAUACGAUAAUUUACACCAUGAACCCUUUUGGUGAUAGAGCGCCUAAACCCUGGGAGAAAGUCGAAACUCAAGACAAACCAUGCGACGUGUGCACAUUUUACAGAAUGUCGUUUAUUAACGAUGCGGAAAUUUGUUCUAAUGUAACUUUUGACAAAACAGAGAUCUUAAACGGAUACAAAUUAGGUUACGGGAUUUUUCCACCUAAGAUGUUACGAAAAACCAAAGUUUUCUUUGAAAAUUUAUAUUCAGCUAUGAACAUGACUCCUGUUUAUCCGUAUAGGGAAAGUGGAUAUUUAAAUUUAAUUUCUGGCGAUCCAUGGCCAAUUGACGAUUUAAUAAAGGAACUUCACAAUAUCAUACCUUACUUUCAGCAAGGAGGAUACGUGAUAGUGACACAAAAACAAAGUUUUGUUCCAACUCUCGAUCAAGUUAUUGACAGUUUUUUCACUCGGGAAAGAAUAAUCAUGUCAUCGGUUAUUCUAUCAGCUCUUUUUUUAAUGAUGUUUCUCAACAACCGGUACGAUUUCGGUGCUACCGUUUUAGAUCUCGUAGCGUUUCUUCUCGACAUGGGAAUAUCGACUCCAAUUCUUCGACUUUCAAUGCGUAUUACGUUUAUGAGCGCAACGUUAUUUGCACUGAUUUUCAAUCCGGUGUUACAGGGGCAAGUGACUUCUCUCUUGAGUAGACCCGGACAUAGAAAUGUCCAAAGUUUGAAGGACUUGAUAGAUCAUGAUUAUCGCGUGUAUUUCCGUUCUAAGGAAAUCACAAACAAAUUGCGUGAAAAUCAACCAUGGGAUGAUAAGUAUGAGGACCACUUAUGGGAUAUGUUGAUUCGAAACGUAUAUCAAGAUGAUUGUCUGUCAAAAGUUAGAAACGAUUCCUCCGUUGCUUGUAUACUUGACUAUACUGAACUCGAACACAUUGACGAGAACUUACACUAUUCGAAAGAAUUUUCCAAUAAAUAUCGGGUUUUUCAGACUGAUAGACAUUUCCCAUUAAAUGAAAGAAUCAAUAAGAUUGCACUUAAAUUGUUUGAAACAGGUCAUUUAAAUUAUGCUGAAAGACGUGAGUUUUAUAAGAUUUUGUUGGAACGAAAACGAAAAAUUGAACGAAUUAAGGAAUUGAUAAAACAUAAUCAACUCGAUCUCGAGGAUUUUGAACUAAUUUACAUUACGAUGACACUCGCGACGGCUUGGGCAAUUGUCGUUUUUGGUAUCGAAGUUUUGAUUAAAAAAAUAGUAACUUUCUUAGAUAAACGUGCGAAAGAGUCAGACAAAAGAAAAUUGAUGGUCAGAGAGACAAUCGCGUCUACCGUUAGACGAAUGGCCAUUGUUACGCAACAAUUGUAAUUUCCAUUAAAUAUCGCGUGAGUUUCUUCGCAACGACAUGUUUAUUUACCGAUUGGCGUUCCGUGUUUCUAUUAUACACUUCGAUGAAUCAAACUAAUGAAUUUUGAGAUCAUCUGAAACUGCUUCUGUCGAAUCUUCUGAAGUUUUUAUCACAAGACGAUAUAAUUUCAUACCGAUAGCAUUAUUUAAUAGAACUAACAAACCAUAAUCUAUUUUAUGAAUUGCUGUCAUUUUACCGAUUCUGCUAUUAUUUUAACUCAAAAAAACCAGUGCUGUCAAUUAAUACGUUUGAAACUUCGUAAACACGAUAGCUCUCGAUAGACACAAUUAAUGGGCCUAACUUUUUCUUGGUUAUCUUCGUAUUUUUUAUUACCAGAACCCUAUGGAAAAUCAC
This is a messenger RNA of Microplitis mediator, 2652 nucleotides long. RefSeq lists its product as uncharacterized. The transcript has 4 exons. NCBI's taxonomy places the organism in Eukaryota, Metazoa, Arthropoda, Insecta, Hymenoptera, Braconidae. Bases 342 to 2258 code for a protein of 638 amino acids. The record is from RefSeq and is a predicted model, not a curated record.